Molecule: messenger RNA, 903 nt
Organism: Aspergillus sclerotioniger CBS 115572
Lineage: Eukaryota; Fungi; Ascomycota; Eurotiomycetes; Eurotiales; Aspergillaceae
Product: oxidoreductase, short chain dehydrogenase/reductase family
Exons: 4
Coding region: 1-903 (300 amino acids)
Cellular component (GO): intracellular anatomical structure
Molecular function (GO): oxidoreductase activity, acting on NAD(P)H, oxygen as acceptor
Source: RefSeq, a predicted model, not a curated record
AUGGCCCCCUCUGUAGCUGUCGAUAACACCACCCCCGAGGUCGCCCUCGACAACACCACUCCGGCCGUCCAAGAAUCAACUCAGCCCGCGCUGGUCGGCCGCACAAAUGACCUCUUCUCCCUGGGUAACCGCACAGUCGUGAUCACGGGUGGUGGUCGCGGUCUCGGGAUCGUCCUUGCCGGCGCUGUCAUCGAAGCCGGAGGUGAUGUCGUCUGUCUGGACCUUCUUCCCAGCCCCAGCGCCGAUGAAUGGGCAUCAGUACAGAAAGUGGCCACAGCCCGCGGUUUGCAUGCAGCAUACAUCCAAUGCGACAUCACGGAUGAGCCAUCGACACAGAAAAUUCUUGAACAAGUGGCCGCUGAGGCGCGGAGUCGAGGUAUGCCGCUGCGCGGAGCUGUGACCUGUGCUGGUAUCCAGCAGAUGGUGCCUGCUUUGGAAUACCCGAUUGAUAUGUGGAAGAAGAUGUUGGAUGUGAAUGUGAUCGGUACUUUUAUUCCUGCGAAGCACUGCGCCCGCAUCUUCAAGGAGCAGAACACCCCGGGUAGUAUUGUGAUGAUUGCUUCUAUGUCGGGCCAGAUCGCCAACCGGGGAUUAACCUGCACCGCAUACAACUCCUCCAAAGCUGCCGUGCAUCAGAUGUGUCGAUCCGUUGCCCAGGAAUGGGGUCAAUAUAAUAUUCGUGUGAAUACACUGUCCGCCGGCUACAUCCGCACCGCCAUGACCGAUGCGCUGCUUCAGGAGAAGCCCGAGGUCGAGGAGACCUGGAUGCGUGGUGCGUUGCUAGGCCGUCUUGGUGUUCCGGAAGAUUUCAAGGCGCCAACGGUGUACAUGCUUGCUGAUGGAAGCGGUUUCAUGACGGGCACGGAUCUGAGGGUGGAUGGUGGACAUUGUGCUUCUGCUUGA